Molecule: messenger RNA, 969 nt
Organism: Rotaria sp. Silwood2
Lineage: Eukaryota; Metazoa; Rotifera; Eurotatoria; Philodinida; Philodinidae
Source: the annotation of a GenBank genome assembly
AUGGCAACAAUAUCUAAUUGUGGCACAACAAGACAAAAACCACGGUUAGAUCUUAAUGGAUACUCAUAUAUAAUGGACCGCUCAACAAGUAAAAUGACUUACUGGCGUUGUAUAAAGUUUCAUUCACAUCAUUGUCAUGCUCGUCUUCAUACAUGUAUUAUUACAAACAAUGUCAUCACAUCACCAACAGAUGAUACAUGUAAACUGGAUGGUACAACACUUGAACAUCGAAAAUUCAACGAACAAAUUACCUCUCGUGCUCUUAAUACUGAAGAAACACCAGAUAUUAUAACUACACACUGUUACAAAUACUUAUCUGAUCCAGGAUUAGCUCGUUUACCAUCACGUGAUAAUAUUAAAAGAAGAAUAAGAAAGUUACGCCAAGGAAAAAACAUUGUUCAAAUACCUAAUGAUCCUAAUUUUUCAAUCAUUCCAGUUCAAUUGACGAAAACUUUUCGUGAAAACCAGUUUCUACACUGUGACACAGGUCCUGAUGGAACAUUUAAAGUUGUUCCGGAGAUAUUCUAUCAGCUUUAUAUUAUUUAUUUGGUUUAUCGUCGUCAUGUAAUGCCAGUGGUUUACGCUUUAUUACGUCUUAAAGAUGCUGAAACAUACAAACGUUUAAUUAAUGAAAUACUGAAGUUUGCACUACGUUGGCUUCCUGAAACAAUAAUGCUAGAUUUUGAACAAGCUUGUAUUAAAGCAAAUCAAACAAGUUUUCCAACUGCUAUAUUAUCAGAUUGCUAUUUUCACCUUCGACAAAAUGUACAUCACAAAAUACAGGUACUCGGACAUCAAUCAAAAUACCAAGAUGAUCCAUUAUUUGCACAUAAUAUUCAUAAAAUAGCAGCAUUAACAUUUUUACAAUCAAGUCAAGUGAUCGAUGAGUUUCAACGUUCAUCAAUGGAUCUUGGAGAUGAUUAUGAAAUAACACUUGAGUAUUUUGAACAAACAUAUAUCGGUAAGUAG